AGACUCCCGUCUGCAAUCUAGCUGGCAAAAAACGCACCCUCUCAGUGUAGAUGCAGCUGCACAGCACAGGGAGAGUGUCAGCCAGCGCCACACGUGUGUGAGUACUGCUCAGAUUCAAACACGUGAACCGGGCUUGCCAGGCAGUGCAGAGGGGAGAAGGCCGGCAUCUUUCGGGAAACAAAUCUGUUUUUGGAAGAUAACAAACUUUGGGAACUCCUCAACUGCAGUUGCCAAAAAAGGGGCGAACAGUGUUUGGCACAUUAUUUCUUAGCAGAUGAACCGAUUCCGGACACAAAUGAAGUACAUUCUGGUCACUGGCGGUGUCAUCUCUGGGAUUGGCAAGGGGAUUAUUGCCAGCAGCGUGGGGACUAUCCUCAAAUCAUGUGGCCUCCACGUCACUGCCAUCAAAAUCGACCCCUACAUCAACAUCGAUGCAGGAACCUUCUCACCCUAUGAGCACGGCGAGGUCUUUGUGCUGGACGAUGGCGGCGAGGUGGAUCUGGACCUGGGGAACUACGAGCGCUUCCUUGAUAUCCGGCUCACCAAAGACAAUAACCUGACCACCGGCAAGAUCUACCAGUCUGUUAUCAACAAGGAGCGCAAAGGGGACUACCUGGGCAAGACUGUGCAAGUCGUGCCUCACAUCACAGACGCCAUCCAGGAGUGGAUGUUGCGCCAAGCCAAGAUCCCUGUGGACGAUGACGAAGUGGAGCCCCAAGUCUGUGUCAUUGAGCUGGGUGGAACGGUGGGUGACAUUGAGAGCAUGCCCUUCAUUGAAGCCUUCCGGCAGUUCCAGUUUAAAGUGAAGCGAGAGAACUUCUGCAACAUCCACGUCAGCCUUGUCCCUCAGCCCAGCGCGACGGGUGAGCAGAAGACAAAGCCGACGCAGAACAGUGUGCGAGAGCUGCGGGGGCUGGGCCUCUCUCCAGACCUGGUGGUAUGUCGCUGCACAAAUCUUCUGGAGACCUCUGUCAAGGAGAAGAUCUCCAUGUUCUGUCACGUGGAGCCGGAACAGGUGAUCUGCGUUCACGACGUCUCGUCCAUCUACCGUGUGCCUCUGCUGCUGGAGGAGCAGGGCGUGAUCAACUACUUCUGCCAUCGCCUGAACCUGCCCAUUGAGCCGCAGCCCCGCAGGAUACUCACCAAGUGGAAAGAGAUGGCUGACAGGUCAGACCGCAUGCUGGAGACCUGUUCGAUCGCCCUGGUCGGCAAGUACACCAAGCUCUCUGACUCCUACGCCUCCGUUAUCAAGGCCCUGGAACACUCUGCUCUCGCCAUCAACCACAGACUGGAGAUCAAGUAUAUCGACUGUGCUGAUCUGGAGUCAUCGACUCUGCAGGACGAGCCUGUCCGAUACCACGAGGCCUGGCAGAAACUGUGCAGCGCAAAUGGCAUUCUUGUCCCUGGAGGGUUUGGGGUUCGAGGCACGGAGGGGAAAAUCCAAGCCAUCUCCUGGGCCAGAAAACAGAAAAAGCCGUUUCUGGGAGUAUGCCUUGGUAUGCAGCUGGCAGUUUGUGAGUUUGCACGCAAUGUUCUCGGCUGGCAAGAUGCCAACUCCACAGAAUUUGAUCCCGAUACCAAAUAUCCAGUGGUGAUUGACAUGCCUGAACACAACCCUGGGCAGAUGGGUGGCACAAUGAGGCUGGGCAAGAGGAGGACCAUCUUCAAAAGCAACAGCUCCAUACUGAGGAAACUGUACGGUGACGUUGACCAUGUUGAUGAAAGACACAGACACCGCUUUGAGGUGAACCCAGAACUGAAGCACCACUUUGAGGAGAAGGGCUUGAGGUUUGUGGGUCAGGACGUGGAGGGGGAGAGGAUGGAGGUCAUUGAGCUGGAUGACCAGCCGUACUUCGUGGGCGUGCAGUACCACCCUGAGUUCACCUCCCGCCCCAUCAAACCCUCCCCUCCCUACUUCGGCCUGCUGCUCGCUGCUGCCGGGAAACUCAACAGCUACCUGCAGAGAGGCUGCCGCCUGUCACCGAGUCGAAUAUCGAUAAAGGAAAAUGUCAUUGUCGCUCAACCUUCACACCCUCUGACUACAUUAAAAAUGGACGAUGUGGAUCGCAAGACUCUGUGCGAGGAACCCAGGAGCAAUGAACCGGAGAGCGAAGUGGAAAACCCCAUGCCGGAAAUCACUCGGGACCUUGAGAACUGCCAGAUCUGGAAAAGUGAAGCAGCUUCCCUCCCUACACUGCUAGCCAUGCAUUGAUCCCUUAAACAACCACACUCUUAAAGGCUCCAAGGAAUAACCCGGAACCUUUGAAAUGACUUUGCCCUUUUCCAUCAAAGCUUCAGCAUUGGCUGUAAUGUAUUUUUAUUGCAUGGGCUUUUGUGACUUGAAGAUUUUUACCGAAUUAAACAGUGUGAGGAUGCUAGCCAUAGUAAUGGUGCUAAAUAUGGAUAUUUUGUGUGGUCUUGUAUUUUAUUUUUAAUUUUUUUUGGUUGCAUCUCUUUGUUUAUCAUGCUGCCAGAAAUAUGUACAAGGGCAUUUCUAAGUUUAUAUUGUGAAGUGCACUGAGCUAUACUGAAAUUAAUUCAAUUGUAUUAUUUACCAUUUCAUUGUCACUAUUCAUGUACUUUUUGUAGACUAGUGCCCAGAGGUAAAAUUUUCGUUUUUGCUGCACCACCCCCCCCUACAGAAAUGGUUUAACUUUUGGAAUUGAUAUACUUUAAGGAUUAAUUUUAGCUUAGGUGUCAACUUUUCUGAAACCUACAGCCUUUCACCUGCAGGUCCUGACUACUUUAUUAGGAACACUUCCCAGAUCGUGCGGUGAAGUCUGUUGUGCAUGAAUUCAAACUUGCUUCAUCUCAUAAGUCUGGUACAUACAAGACCCUGAGUGAUAAUAGCGUAAAGUAUGAGCAGAAUUAGACUUUUAGGCUAACUUCACUACAACUAACCCCUCUUAUAACGAACCCCCAUUUAACGAUCCCAACAGCAAGAACGACCCGGGUACAACGAUCUUAGUACUGACGGAACUUCUUCUCCAGUGUGACUGUUAUUCUCUGAGUGAAAACAAACACCAUGGUUGGCUAAUUCAAAGAUUAAUCUAAUUGAACAAUACCCUAUAGUAGUGUGAAUCAUGCAUGAUGUAUGCAAUCGUUGCCUGCCUGCUAUCUUAACACAAACUAACCAGGCAUGAGGAGGCAACUGCAAAAAGUGCAGUGAAAAAAUCACGAAAAAUAUGAAGCAAUCUACGCUGGAUUAUUUUUUUUUUUUUGAGAAACGACAUGCAAUUACUGUAUUUAGCAUGCAAGGGUGUCCUCGGCUCACUGUGUGCCAGUGACAUCUGUAGACUGGCCACGCGCCCGCCUGUAAGCUGCCCAGAGCUGUGUUGUCCUCCAACGCUGUAGCUCUGCGUUGGCUGGAUGGCGGGCCUGCAGAGUGAAAAGAAGCAGUCGGCUGACAGCACACAUUUCGGAGGACAGCGUGUGUUCGUCUUCGCCGCUCCCGAGUCAACGCAGGGGUGGUAGCGGUGAGCUGAGCUUAAAAUACAAUUGGACAUAACAAAUUGGGAGAAAAACUGGUUAAAAUCAAUUAUUAUUAUUUGUUUAUUUAGUAGACGCCUUUAUCCAAGGCGACUUGCAAAGACUAGGGUGUGUGAACUAUGCAUCAGCUGCAGAGUCACUUACAACUACGUCUCAGCCGAAAGACAGAGCACAAGGAGGUUAAGUGACUUGCUCAGGGUCACACAAUGAGUCAGUGGAUGAGGUGGAUUUGAACCGGGGACCUCCUGGUUACAAGCCUCCUGGUUACAAGCAAUUUGCGACUACUAAAUGUAUUUAAUAAAAUAAAUAAGUACAAUAAAAACAAACCUAAAACUUGACAAAGUAGUACUAUAGUCAAUAGUAUAAAUGCAGCAUCCAGAUAAAGUAAAACUGUGGACAAUAACUGUAUUCGAAUCAGAGAUCAACAAGGGGCUGAUUUAAAACCAAUAGCUGAGCUGUCAUAGUAAAUCUGAUGAUACAGAUGUGAAGUGCAUAGAGGUUCACUUUCAUGUGAAUGUCAAUGGAAUUUGCAUACGACUAUGGAGGCCGCCAGAAGAAGCCUUUCCUUGUGCCAUGUAAUGAUUUGAGUAUGCUUGUGUGUGCGUGAUCUGUAUUAAAUAUUGUUUUGCCCUCCAAAUAUACGCCAAAACCUGCAUUUGAAUCCUUGGUAUUGAUAGUAUAGCUGUUAGUUAUUUGUCUGUUUAGUUAGAUCCCUUGUUUUAAAUAUUUCUGUUUGUUCAUCUUUUAAGUAAUGUAUAAUGUACUGGGUUUUCUUGACCAUGUCAACUUGUAAAAGAGUGUAACCUUAAUAAAGUUUGUUAGUGUUAUUUCAUA
Acipenser ruthenus (sterlet) is the source of this 4323-nucleotide messenger RNA. Its product is annotated as CTP synthase 1. Gene Ontology annotation, cellular component: cytoophidium; cytoplasm. Gene Ontology annotation, molecular function: CTP synthase activity; identical protein binding. Bases 275 to 2212 code for a protein of 645 amino acids. NCBI's taxonomy places the organism in Eukaryota, Metazoa, Chordata, Actinopteri, Acipenseriformes, Acipenseridae. The transcript is spliced from 18 exons. The record is from RefSeq and is a predicted model, not a curated record. Gene Ontology annotation, biological process: CTP biosynthetic process; pyrimidine nucleobase biosynthetic process.